GGUCCUUGACUCCGCAGUGACGCUCCCUCUGCAGGCGGAAGGACAAGAAGGUCCCAGCGGCCCCUCAGGUUCUGGCGCAGGCCUGGGUGGCCCAGCAUGGCCCGCUGAGGUGAACCAUGACUGGCUGGCCAACACUCGCCGCUGACCAUCCAGAGUCACUCCUCACCAGGAGGUGACCCCUCCCUCAGCUGUCCUCCCACUCGCCCACCCCAUCCAGGAAAGUGCCCACGCCGCCACAGACACCAUGUAGUAGGGCCGGCCACGGCACCCAGUGAGCUGCAAUGGUUUUGUACACGACCCCCUUUCCUAAUAGCUGUCUGUCCGCCCUGCACGCCGUGUCCUGGGCCCUCAUCUUCCCAUGCUACUGGCUGGUGGACCGGCUCGUGGCCCCUUUCAUACCCACCACCUACGAGACGCGCCAGCGGGCAGACGACUGCUGCUGCCUCCAGCUGCUUUGCUCCUAUCUCUUCACGCCUGUCUACCUGGCCCUCUUGGUCGCCUCGCUGCCCUUCGCGUUUCUUGGGUUCCUCUUCUGGUCCCCCCUGCAAUCUGCCCGCCGGCCCUAUAUCUAUUCCCGACUGGAGGACAAGGGCCCAGCUGGUGGGGCAGCCCUGCUCAGCGAAUGGAAGGGGACAGGUCCUGGCAAAAGCUUCUGCUUCGCCACUGCCAACCUCUGCCUCCUCCCUGAAUCGCUGGCCAGGCUCAACAACGUUUUUAACACCCAAGCACGGGCCAAAGAGAUCGGGCAGAGAAUCCGCAACGGGGCCAACCGGCCCCAGAUCAAAAUCUACAUUGAUUCCCCCACCAACACGUCCAUCAGUGCAGCCAGCUUCAGCAGCCUGGUGUCACCACAGGGCAGUGAUGGCGUGGCCCGGGCCGUCCCUGGAAGCAUUAAGAGGACGGCCUCUGUGGAAUACAAGGGCGACAGCGGGCGUCACCACAGUGAAGAGGCUGCCAACGGCCUGGCCUCCGGGGACCCGGCCGACAGCGGCAGCCUUGAGGAUGCCUGCAUCGUGCGCAUCGGUGGUGAUGAGGGGAGCCGGCCCCCCGAAGCUGAUGACCUUGCCACUGGGGGCCAGGCCAGGAACGAGGCUGGCAGGGGCUCACGAGGCCAGACACCCAACCACAGUCAGCGGGAUGGGGACUCGGGAAGCCUGGGCAGCCACUCGGCCUCCAGGGAGUCCCUGGUGAAGGCGCGAGCCGGGGCGGACAGCAGCAGCGGGGAGCCGGGCGCCACCAACAGCAAGCUCCCGUACAAGGCCUCGGUGGUGAAGAAGGCGGCCGCGCGCAAGAGGCGGCACCCGGAUGAGGCCUUUGACCACGAGAUCUCGGCCUUCUUCCCGGCCAACCUGGACUUCCUGUGCCUGCAGGAGGUGUUUGACAAGCGGGCGGCCGCCAAGUUGAAAGACCAGCUGCACGGCUACUUCGAGUACAUCCUGUACGAUGUCGGGGUCUAUGGCUGCCAAGGCUGCUGCACCUUCAAGUUUCUCAACAGCGGCCUCUUCUUUGCCAGCCGCUACCCCAUCAUGGAUGUGGCCUAUCACUGUUACCCCAACGGGCGGUGCUCCGACGGCCUGGCCUCCAAGGGAGCGCUGUUUCUCAAGGUGCAGGUGGGAAGCACACCUCAGGACCAAAGAAUUGUUGGGUACAUCUCUUGCACACACCUGCACGCCCUGCCAGAGGACAGUGCCAUCCGGUGUGAACAGCUGGACCUGCUUCAGGACUGGCUGGCUGAUUUCCGAAAAUCUACCUCCUCGUCCAGCGCAGCCAACCCCGAGGAGCUGGUGGUGUUUGACGUCAUCUGUGGAGAUUUUAACUUUGACAACUGCUCCUCUGACGACAAGCUGGAGCAGCAGCACUCCCUGUUUACACGCUACAAGGACCCCUGCCGCCUGGGGCCCGGGGAGGAGAAGCCAUGGGCCAUCGGUACCUUGCUGGAGACGGCUGGCCUCUACGAUGAGGACGUGUGCACCCCUGAAAAUCUGCAGAAGGUCUUGGAGAGUGAGGAAGGCCGCCGGGAGUACCUUGCCUUCCCCACCAGCAAGAGCCCUGGGGCAGGCCAGAAGGGACGCAAGGACCUGCUGAAAGGCAACGGCAGGCGCAUCGACUACAUGCUGUACACGGAGGAGGGGCUGUGCCGGGACUGGAAGGCCGAGGUGGAAGAAUUCACUUUUGUCACCCAGCUGUCAGGCCUGACAGACCACCUCCCGGUAGCCAUGCGGCUGAUGGUGUCUGCAGUGGAAGAGGAGGCAUAGACCAGCCAAGUCAUGAGAAGCAGCUGGGCCUCUGCCAGCCCUUUGAGCCAAAGCCCCUCCCUGGCCAUGUCCCCUCCAGCAAGCA
This is a messenger RNA of Ceratotherium simum simum (southern white rhinoceros), 2340 nucleotides long. RefSeq names its product sphingomyelin phosphodiesterase 3 (gene SMPD3). Lineage: Eukaryota; Metazoa; Chordata; Mammalia; Perissodactyla; Rhinocerotidae. Gene Ontology annotation, cellular component: extracellular region; cytoplasm. Gene Ontology annotation, molecular function: sphingomyelin phosphodiesterase activity. Gene Ontology annotation, biological process: sphingomyelin metabolic process. The record is from RefSeq and is a predicted model, not a curated record.